This is a messenger RNA of Caenorhabditis auriculariae, 11307 nucleotides long. The record is from the annotation of a GenBank genome assembly. Lineage: Eukaryota; Metazoa; Nematoda; Chromadorea; Rhabditida; Rhabditidae.
AUGCUUGGGAGGCCGACUUGUGGAGAGCUUCUGGCCCCGCGCGAACCGAAUAUUGCGACUUUCUUCGGAAGCAUGACGGGUCCCGGCGAACGAAGACGGGGUACUGUUCUGCUCGAAGGAGAGGUUCUUGCGGUUCUGCUCGCUCGCCUCAUUGGCGUCCAUCCCAUCGGAAUUUCCGGCCAGAACUUAGGCAGAGAUUUUUAGACUGGUAGUGGAGUUGAUGGUGUUAGAAGUAGAAGAGUUUAGAAAGACGGCUUAAUAGAAAUUUGACGAAUUUUUGAAGAAAAUAAGCUGGAAUGAAGUUGAGCCUGUGCAGGUAGUCCUAGCUGGGGAAGAUGGAGAGAAGUAAAUAGUGCAGAUUAACUCAACUUGUGCUUGAUUUUUAGUCGGAAAGCUUAACCAGAAGCACUUGAGGGGGUGGUUAAAACAACCGACGAGUUUUUGUGAUAAAAAUCCAAAAUAUAGCUCCAAUAUCUGGGCUGAAUCUGCACCGGGGGUCUUUCGAUGAUACGACCAAGAAAAUAACAAUCUUUCCCCAAAUAAAUCCAGCAAGCUGUUGAUCUACUAGAAGCUGGACUAGGAGAAAUCCAGGUUUCAGUAGAACCAAUGAGAUGGUUUUGUAGAGAUAGACAAGUCAAGGUGAUACCCGGAACAGAAAUCCUCGUAGUGAUAGGUAGAAGAAAUCGGCGAAAUUCGGAGCAGCUGUAUAUUUUUUUUUCGAAUGUAAGCCGGAGUCGUUAGUAGAGAUGAUCAGUCAGAAGUGAGGGUCGCAGAUUUAUCAAACUCGUUCUUGAUUUUUUUGGAGAAAAGCCGGACCGAGUUCCUGAUGAUGAUCAAAGAGACGGGAAAGAGAUAGUGACAAAUUAAUUGGAGUCGACUUGCGGCGACACUUGCAUCGCUGUGUUCGGGUAUGUCGCGAGAAGUGGCUCCUGCUCGCGAGUCGCGUCGAUUUGAUUUUGAUUAAUUCACGGCCGUGGGGUCGAUACUCCCUCGCGGUUGUAAUCUUUUUUCGUUUGGCUAAUUGGAGAUGCGACUCGAUUCUAGUUGAUCGCCGGCGACAGCAGCCUUUUUCUUUCUUCCUCAACUUGUUCAAAAGAUAAUGCGAACGAUGGGGAUUGAUAGUGGUGGAGAAGAUGAACGACACUGGAGGAUCAAGUGCAGGGAGAAGAAUUUAGCGAGGCCAGAGGGCGGUUGUAUGAGCUCGGAAUGAGCCGGUGGAGGAGCUCUUGGCAAGAAACGACGACAAACCGAGAAAUACGGCUGCUCCUGGCCGCUUUUUGACACUCUCUAUCCCACACACACACACACACCAUGCACAUACACAACUGCGUAAAAACACAACGUGAAACUUGAACGUUUUACCCACAAAAAACAUUCUUCAGCCUUGCUUUUUUCCUGUUUUUUGUUGCUGACACAUCCCUCUUUCUGAAAAAUCUGAACUAGUAGCUUGAAAAUGAACCAUUUUUGAGGAUUGGGCGACAUUUUGGAGCUUUUGAGUAAUAGUUUUUCAAAUAGUCCGAUUGGAUUCGCAAUGAAUGCAGUUUUUGUGAGUCGUGUUUUUGCUGACACUUUUUUCCCUCUUUUUGGAAAUCGGAGCUGGUAGCUUGAAAAUGAAACAUUUUUAAAGCUAGGACGACAAUUUGUAGUUCGAAGCCUUCCAAAUUGGGAAACUUUGAACCAUAGCUUUCUGAAUCGUCUAAUAGGACACGAAAUUAUCUGAUCGCACAUUUUAAAUAUUUUUCUUGCUGCCUCUUAUUGUACUUUUCUGAAAAAAACGGAGCUGGUACCUUGAAAAUAAACUAUUUUUUUACGAUAAGAGGACACGUUUGAACUACUGAAGUUCGCUUUUUCAAAGCCCUCUAAGUUGAAUUUUUUCCAAACUUGGUCCUCUCAAAUGGGCUUUUUUGGGGGUUUUUCGAACUUCUAAAGUUUUCUUUAGGAAAUCAGAACGGAUUUCUUGAUAUUGUGGUCAUAUUGGCCCUGUGAAACUUGGUCUAUUUUUUAAUUUUGUUGAUUAAAAUUUUUUUGGGGAUUUCGAAUUGCUCAAUGUCAAGUUCUCCUAAUCUGGUUUAUUGAAAGCUUUCGAUUAGAACUAGAUGCUUAAAAAAAGUUGAUAAAUUUUGAAAAAAGUAAAUCUGUAAAAAUUUAUGAUUUUCAGAAUGCGUACGCCCCGGAGAUGUGGCCAUCGGUCGUCGGCGUCGGCGCGACUCCGGACAAAUCUUCGGCGUUGACCGGCGCCUUCUUCCCGGUUCUUUACGUCGGAGAGUCCAAGUUCGGUCUCUACGCCAUCAAUACUCUCGUCGACCAACACACUAUCACCUACUCGCCCAAGCUGCUCGGGCCACCGCUUCUCGAAGGCCCAAGUCCCAUCGCUCUUUCGGUGCGGCUUUUUUCGACUUUAAAAAAUAGAUAGAGUUGGUCGAAAAGAAAAUACAUUUGUAAGGGAAAAUAUUGGUACUGUAGAAAGAGGGAGAAAGUAAAAAUUUUUUUGAAAAAAACUACAAUUUCAGUUUUUCCUAUUUAUGAUAUUUUUUUCCCGAUCUUAAUUGAAACCUUAUUUCCAAGAUGCUCCUUCCAAUGAUCUUUUUCUGUGCAUUAUCCCUUAGAAAAAAUUUUAUUUAACUGCAAAAUAAAGAUUUCAAAAAAUACUUCUGACGAACCAAUUAAUUUCCCUAGGACGAGGAAAAAUCCAAGUUCCUCCCACAUCGACGGCCAAUCGUCCAGGAAAAUCCUUCGAUCACCUACAAGACCCACGACGGAGAAUAUCUCGUCUUUGGUGAGCCAUUUCUUCACAUUUUUCACACCUGAACUCUUCUUUUUGUUCGGCCCGUUUGAUAUUACAGCCGAGCAUGAAUUUGAUGGGUUUGAAGGGCGCCAGAUGUUCUCAACUUGUUCUAAUUGUUUCUCGCCUCUUCGGGGGGACCUUGUAACAAAAGCAAAAGUUGAAUCGAACUUUUAAAAACGGGUAAAAUACUGAGGGGUCCCUGUAGAGGUUUAGGGUCUAAUCGUAAGCCCUUAAAACUCAAGUGGCCUCUUUAGGGAGCUUUCAACUUUUUGUUGAGAUCUGUGAAGAAAUUCACAUUCAAAAAACGCCAAUUUAUUAGGUUUUUCUCAUGAAAAUGCUUUUUCUCGUAGAGUUCAUCACAAUAAUCGACUAGCUUGUCCCCUAUAGGGGCCACUUUUACUAGCCUUAGUGGUCCUUAUAGGGAAAUAAAGCGAGCCCUAGAGGGGAACCUUCAAGAGCGCCUAAGGUUACCUCCAUAGGAACCACUCUGGCGUUGACAAGUACUUUUCCAGAUCGAAUAUUAUCAUUAAAAAGAUUCAAAAAUUAGAUUUCAAAUUUCGAGUGAGUUUUUUUUUCGGAUGCUAUGAUAUUUUUGAAGAAUAAGUUGAAAAAAAUAAAUUGUGAGUGAAUUUAUUUCAUUUCAACCUCGUAGCUUCUAUAAAAAAAUGGAAAGAAGGGUUUUUGAAAAGGUGAAAUGGAAUUAUUUAAAAGAAACGGAAAAUUCUAUCACAUUUUGAAUGGGUAUUUGAAGUAGAAUAUUCACGAUUUCUUCUCCGAAACAUUUUUUUAGAUUUGAUGAAUAAAAACCGCUCAAACCCCAUUAUUACUGUUUCAAAAGUCUUUUAAAUAAUUGAUAUGUUUCUAUUGAUAUUUUGUUUAUUGAUCGACCGAUUAUCAAAUAAAGAUCAAUUGACUUUUUUAAUGAAGGGCCGGAAAAGGUAAUUCCGUCCAGGAAUUGAUAAAAAAUGAUUUUUCGAAUAAAUUAUUUACUUUUCUCCUUUAGUUUAAAAGCUUACGAAACAAAGUUCCCGAAGAGACUCGUCAAAGUUUUGAUUUCUGCUGUCAUAAUGACUUACGUCAUUGGAAGAGCGGAAAAAUCAGAAGAAAUGGAUCUUGAACCUUUUGAAAACCAAAAAAACCUCUAUUUUAAGCAUCGAUUUGUCGGUAUUUGUGUCGAAAAGAUUAAUUAGUUGGGGCGAUUGGACGCCUUGAAAAAUAACAAGUGUCGUGUUGAGACUUGUAAGAAAUCGCGGGCUGGACUUUAUGGGGCUUUUAUCGAAGUUUUGUCGCCGUAAAACUCCUGUUUUUUUCUCAUCGUGUCGCUGUAAAAUCAAUUGAAAUAAAAUUAAAUGUAUUCCUAGGGUGAAAAUGUUACAAAACUUUGCAUAGGGAAACAAAAAAAUGGAGGCAAGAGAAAGUUGAAAAUAAAAUUGGAAAAGGAACGCUAAAGAAAGUUUAUAGUUAAUACAGUAUAUAUAAUUAUUCUCUGAAUUCGUUUGAAGACCCACAAUCAUUGUGUGACCCCAAAUAUCCCACAAAAAAAUGGCUCUUUUUUUCGCAAUUUGUCCAUUAUCUUUCAAAAAAAUUUUUAAGAUAGAACAGAAAUUUUUUUCCGAAUUGUUGUAGGAAAUUUAAAUUUUAUAAAGGCAUCUGUGUCUAAAUGAAAUUUAGAAUGCGCUCAAAAAAAUUUGGAAAAUACCGAAAAAUAUUUUUUUUUCAUAGCGAUAGUUCAAAGCGGAAAGUUUUUUUCUCCUUAUCAUUUUCCUACAAAAAAAUCCAGUGCAAUUAUAAAAGUUUUCAAACCAAAAAGAAGUUUUUUUCAGGGUACCAUGAAUCGCCGAAAAAUGUACAUGGGCGGGAUAAUUCCAACGAGGUUCCCGAAUUUCGGACCAAACCAGGCUUCGAUUUCCUUUUAUGGGAACUCUGAUCAGCAUCGACAGGUUAGAAAAAAAGACGGUUCCAGGAAACUACUUUACGGUUUUUUUGAAAAAGAAGAAAAAAAUACACCGAUUUUCCUGGAACUUGGGAUUUUUUUCGAAAAAAAUUUUUGAGUAAAAAAACCGGAAUUUUUUUAAAUUAAUAAAACUCUUUCGAGCUCUUUUUUUAAAUGAAGAUUGGGAAACUCAGCAUCGAUUGAAACGAUUUUAUUAAUUUCCAGAAAUUUAAGUCCCAAUUAAUUUGAAUUUUUUUAUAUGUCUUCGCUUUAUUUUUAUACCAUCAAAGUGCACUGAUCUGUGAAAAAAUCAAUAUUUUGUAAAGAUUCAGCAGUUGUAAAGAUUUAGCUCCUCAUGUGAAUCCGAUACUAAAAUCUGGUGUUAAACAAUUUUCAACCAGUUUUGACAGAAAAUCUGGAGCUCUUGAAGAAAUCAUUAGUCAGAAGAGGAUUCCGGAACAUUUUCUGAAUAUCGACGUCUUCAGAUCACCGGGCCGAAGAUAGAAGACGUUGACACGACGCCGUUGUUCGACCUCGUCCUCCAGAUCUAUCAGAAAUAUCCGCAGUACUUCAUCGGAACGGCCGCCGCCGUGGUCGUCCUUCUUCUGACGACCGUUUGGAUGUGCGGGAAACAGGUUUGUAGGAUAUGAAAGCCUUGGAACACACUUUGCGGUUGGAAUUUUCCUGAAAAUUCUUCUUGAUAUGCCAGGGGAAGGUUCUGAAAGUAUAAAUAUAUAAAACUUUCUAUUUUUUGAAAAAGGACACCUCAAAGUUAGAGAAAAUCCUCAAAAAUCGUAGAAAAGGCUUUUUGGGGAUUUUGAGCCCUUAUUUCUCAGGACAAGCUUUCAGGAAGAAUUUUGGGAAAAUUUUAAAAUCAGAUCCGAAGUGAUAUAAAAAUAUCAUUCUAUUGAACUAUAAUUGUGAGUAUCUAGAAUUCAUAGAAAAAAAUUAUUGAACAGUUUGCUUUUUUUGAUACUUAUGAUGGUAGAUUGAUUACAAAGGAGUUUAUGUCCGAUUUAGUUCAUCAAAAGAAAAAAAUUAGUUAAUAAACUAACUUGAAAAAAAUGGGAAAAACAUUUUCUAAUCUAUCAUAAUAGAGUCGAAUAAAAUUAUAGGUUUAUUUUUCGAACACGAAUGCUGUAAAAAAACAACCAAAAGGUUAAAAAAUCGGGAUAAGAUUUGAAAAAGAAUAUCGAGAUAUCCUGAUCUUACAUUUUCUGGGAGAUUUCUGUAGACGACUUUUUUCUGCAUUUUGAGCAGCACAAUUCCUAAUUUUUUUCAACCCGAAAAAUCGUUUUUGAAGUAUGAAAAAAGUUCAGACGCUAGAUCGAUCAUAGAAAAACAGAAAAAAAAGUCGAAACGACAUGAUGUUCUGCUGUUCUUUUUUUUGCUUUUUUGUGUUGGGAAUAGACUGGGAAAGCGUCAUUUGAGAAUUUUCCUUUCGGCAGCCGGGCUCUGGGAUGAUUGACGAGUUAUAAGCAACACUCAAAGAAUGCGCUGCAACCCGAUACCGUCGAAAUCACGAUCUUUGAUCUGGCUCACAAAUCGAAUGGACUUGAAGCUUCCUGCUAAGAAGAUUCCGAUAAAAAUGAAUUUAUUUACAAAUUCAACAAAGUUGUGUUAAUCUUCAAAGCCUCUAAGCCUUGGAAAACAGAUUUUUCAAAAGAAUGUUCACAAGAUUUUUCAAUUUUUCAUAGCUUCAGAUGGUUGUGAUUGACUCAAAACUCCUUAAAAGUGCCAAAAAGGUCACCGGACCGAGAAGUAGUUUCUAGUUGAACCGACUACAGAAAAUGCUUUAAAAAAAGCAUAUUUUAAACUUCAAAUUUAGAGUUUUUCUCAAAACUAAAGAGAGGUUGAGAUAUUUUGGGAGAAUUUUCGGGGGUAAAUCACAUUGCAGCUACUUCCGGGUUCAAAGAGACAGCUGCCAGAAAUAUAAUCAAUGAAUCACGGAGGCAUCUAAGUAAAAAGAAAUUUGUCAAUAAGUGGUUGUAUCAUUUUGAAUCGCAAUUAGAUCAAAUUACUGAAUCACUAUAUUUAUCAUUUCAGUAUAUUUGCGAAAAAUGAUGACCAAUUUUUUUGUUUUGAAAGGUAGAACUCAGUUAUAAACUGCUGUAGAUAGUCACUAUCAAAGCUCUUUUUUGAUAUUAUCUACAAAAAGAAUUUAAUUUCAAAAAAAUAAAAUUGGAUUUUUUUAAAUUCUAUAAUAGGUAACAGGCUCUAAUCUUGAAAUGAGUUUUACUUCGAAAUGAGGAAUUUUGGGUUUUCAAAUAAUUUCCGUUUUCAAAAAGAAAGUACUCAGGAAAAAACGGAGUUUGUAUUAUUUUGUAAUUUUGAACCUCAGAGCACACUAUAGGCUUUGAAUUUGAAAAAAAAAAAAAGGAGCAAGUUUUUUUGACCUUCAAAAAUAAUCUUGCCUGGUGUGGAUGUCGUCUUGGAUUUCUUUAAAACUGCUCUGAAUCAAAAUUGACGCUCUUUUUCGAUUUUUAAAGCUCUUUCUUCUUCCAAAGAUAUCCCAAAUACAUUGAAACACUCUGAAAUAUCUUUCUUCAGUGGGGAGCUUCAUCUUUUGCAAUCGCUGAAGCUCGCAGCGCGCAGACCUCACGUCAGUCGAACAAUGGCCGCACUUGGGCUUUCACUCGAUCCGAGGAGGUUUUGAGCAAGAUUUAUUCGGAGCAAAUCUUUAAGUUUGAAGUUGCCUGAUGGUUGGAUGAACGUCGGCAAGUUGCAGUACAAUCCGACGGAAGUUUUGGGUCGUGGAUGCGAGGGAACUGUUGUGUACAGGUAAAUGAAAGCUACCGUAUCUUGGUGCUUGAGAAAAGCCAGGAAAUGGCUGAGGAAGAGUUUCAGUUCCUCAAAUAACUAUUCGAAAAGAUCUUUAAUUUCACUCUGUCUCAGUAAUUCUAGGCGAAUUUUAUAAAAAUUUCACGAUCUAGAAGAAAAAGGUGUGGAAAAAUAGAGUCUCAAGACCUGAAAUAAGAUCUUUUGGUGAAAAAAUAAAACUAGAGAGGAAAUAUUCGAGAGAUUUUUUUCGGUCUUCUGAAGGCUUUUUGAAGAUUUUUGCCUUUCUUCAGAGGAAAGUUCGAUGGCCGAGAGGUGGCCGUGAAACGAGUCGUUUCGGAAUUCGUAAGGUUCGUCGAUCGGGAAGCUGACCUUCUCCGAGAAAGUGACACUCAUCCACACGUCAUCCGAUACUUUUGCAUGGUUUGUUUUGUUCCCACCUCAUUUUUCCUGGUCAUGGGAACAGCGGAUCCGAUUUUUCCAGUUAAGAUCAUAGAACUGAUCUUUUGGCUUUUUAUGAGCAAGUACAGAAUUCAAACAGAAAUAUAGUCAAUGUUUCCCGGCUUGAAAGGCGUGGGGGGCGGGACGCGUAGCGUGUGCGUACGAGGUUCUUGGCACGAGUUCAUUUCAAGCGCCACGGACUAUUCAAAAAGCUCGGUCACCGCUCUUUCUUUGUAUGUUCUACUAUUGUUUCAUGCGCACAUGAAAAAAAUUGAUAUAGCUGAUUCACGGCUGGCUUGAGCCAUUGAGAAAAGGGUCCUGCCACGAAAAGAGACGAGACAGUGCCCUGGUUGGUGGAGAGUGCAGACAGGCCACGCCUUUUUGCGUCCCAAGCUAGCCGUGAAUCGUCUAUGAAUAAUUUAAAAAGAAGUGAAAAGAGCGAUAAAAGAGUACCAGCUAGUGUACCAAUAUUUAAAUGACCGGAGUAUAUUUUUUUUUUCUUUUGAAUCAUAUUUUUUCCAUUUUUAGGAAGCCGACAGUCAGUUUCGAUAUUUGGCCUUGGAACUUUGCGUGGCUUCUCUGAACGAUUUCGUUGAACAUCGCGAGGUUCAAGACAAGGUCGAAAUCACUCAGUUGGAUAUUCUACGACAAGCCACCGAUGGCCUUGCUCAUCUCCAUGCCUCGAAAAUCGGUAAAAUACUCUUGAAACGAGAAAUUUCAGAUGUUAAAGUUGUAGUUACGGGUCUUUGUUUGAAAGUAUUCAGGUUGAAAUUUUAAAUUAUUUCCUCCAAAAGUUAUACUCUUGGGUCUCUCCAGAUCAGAGAAUAUAGUUCGAAAAUUAAAACCUGAAAAUUCUAAGCCCUCAAAAACAUCACUAGGAAUGUUCAGUCAAGAUUUUCGAGCUCAGUGAACAAUGCUAGGAAAACGCGCUCUAUCGAUAAUGUUCUCCAAGAUUUAUUUUUCCAAGUUCCACUCAAUAUGUAACAAAUUCAAUCUUCCUGAAAGUUUCUAAAACUUCGUUUUCUUCUUCUGUGAACGGAAACUUCAUGGGAGUUUUAAAAAUAACAGUUACAGUAACUCUAGAAAGUUUCAGAAAAAAUGAAUUCCCAACAAGGAAUUUCUGACCGAAACCCCUUUUUUCGUAUCUUUUCUGACGGUACUUUAGUUAAGAAUAAAAUAAAAAAUCUUACUGACAAACUGACUUCCUAAAACUUUUUCUCUUUUCCAGUUCAUCGUGAUAUGAAACCCCAAAACGUGCUGAUAACGAUGAAAAAUCAAAGAGGACACGUCCGGGCGGUCAUUUCCGAUUUCGGCCUCUGCAAAAGGAUCCAACCGGGCCGAAACUCCCUGUCCCGAGGCCUGGCCAGCGGUCUAGCCGGAACUGAAGGCUGGAUCGCCCCGGAAGCUCUCGUUUCGGCCAGCACCGUCAGUCGUCCGACGUCUUCUCCCAUCUGAAUUCUUCUUGCAGAGCUAUCCGGUCGACGUCUUCUCCUUGGGCUGCAUCUUCUACUACGUCCUGUCCAAUGGGGCCCAUCCUUUCGGGAGGGCGAUCCAGCGCCAGGCAAAUAUCGUCAACGGCGACUUUUCUUUGGCGAAGAUUUCGGAAACUAAAGGUACUCCUUGAGCAUGAAGGACUUCGAGGGUCUUUUCUUGAAGUCUAGGAGGUUUUCCUGCAUCUCAUGCGUCAUUGAGUUUUUGUAUCGACCUAAAUCAUCUUCCUUAAACACUCAAUUUUAGUACAGGAGAAGAAAGAAAAUUUUCCAGAUGGAUCCGUGUCAGAACCACUGAUAAAAGCGAUGCUGGAAUCCGACCCGGCAAAACGACCGCCUGCCUCGACCGUACUAAACCAUCCGUUCUUCUGGUCUUCUGAGCGGAGACUUGCCUUUUUCGGCGACGUCUCCGACCGGGUCGAGAAGGAAGAAGACUGCAGUACGGUGGUCCGGAGACUGGAGACCGACGCGAGGGCCGUCGUCUGCGGCGGCUGGAGGGAGAAGAUCUGCGAUCCCUUGAAGGAAGGUCGGCCGAUUCCCGAGUCAGGGGAUAGUCUUACUGAAAAGUGUAGCUUCAUCAAAAUAUGUGAAGCAGAGCUGAUGACGCGGCUUCCCCGGGUAGCUUCGUGACUUUAUGCGAUCGUCCAGGGAAGACCCGACCCGCAAAGUUGAAAUUUUGAAAGACUCUUUUGACCAUGAGACUACUUCGCGGGUCGGAAAGCCCUGGGGCGCAUUGCGGUCGUCCCGUCUCAUCAGCAGUUCUGAAGGAAAGAUUUAAAAAGCUUGGGAAGCGGUGGUUUUACGGUUCUCUUUGAAAACUCCGGUAGAAAAAACAUUGAGAUAUUUUAAAACAAAUAUUAUCAAUAAAUUGCCUGACAAUUUCACAACUUGAAUAUUUUUUCGCUUGCAGAUCUGCGCAAAUUCCGCACUUAUAAAAGUCACUCGGUUCGAGAUUUGCUGCGGGCGAUGCGAAACAAAAAACACCAUUACCGGGAAUUGCCCGAGGCGGUUCGACAGUCGAUGGGACAUAUUCCCGAGGAGUUCCUCCAUUAUUUCACUUCCAGGUUCCCUAAGGUACAGCUUGAAUGUCGCUGAUUCACGGCUGGCUUGAGCCAUCGAAAAAAUGGGUCCUGACACGAUUAGAAAAGAGACAGUUCGUAGUUGGUGGAGGGCGCAGACAGGCCAGCCAUGAAUCGGCUAUAUCCUUUUUUUCACAAAUUGAAUUUAAAAUUCCAGCUUCUGUUGCAUGCUUACACGGCAAUGGAAUGGUGUGCAUCUGAGCCGGUUUUCCGUGGAUAUUAUUCCGAUCAGGUUGAUCAUUUGGUGAUAAGAAAUAUUUCAAAAAAAGCUUCAAGGUCCGAGAAGCCAUGGCUAGUUUAGUGGAGGAGGACGAGAAGCAGAGGAAAGAAAAUGCGACGAAUAUGGCGAGCGUCUGGGUCCGAGGGCAGGUAGAUGACAUUCUCGUUUCUGACAGUUUUUUUUUACGAAGUUUGCGAGAAAAGUCGAUUACGCUGAGAUUAGUGCGCGAUUAGUAAAAACGGUAAAAUGUCUACUAAAGGCGUUAGGGAACAAAAAGCCCGACAAAAUAGUCCUCCCCAUAUGGAUAAAGUUUUGUGGUCCCUAUAGGGUUUUUUGACCUGACCCUUGGCCCCUAAAGCUUAAGAGGUCCCUAUAACUAAAUCCCCUAGAGGGGCUACUUUUGCAACUAUAUUGACCGCUAAGGUGGUUAUUGAGGGAAAUGCACGAGAGUGGUUGCCCCUCUAGUGACUACUCUGGAGUUCUGAGGGAUUGUUCUUGAAACGAUCAGCGAAAUCAUGUGUGUUUUUCAGGUCCGAGGUACGCCUGAAACGAAGAAAAAAGUUUUUUCGACCCCAACUUGA